AUGAUGAAUGGUGACAACGAAGAGGCUGGGCCGAGCAACGACCCGCAAGCCAACGAUGAAGAAUUCCUUCGACUGCUCGAGGACAUCAGACGCCGAGCAUCGGAAGAAGACGAAGCCUUGAAAAGUGACCCGUUGACGCAGAAUGUCCGUGAUUACACGCUGGAAGAUAUGGGGGUUGAUGUGACCGGAAUGGAGUGGCUAUUCAACCAUAACGACAAUGACAUCGAGGGAAUGGAACUGAUCGACGAUCACAUUGAGCUGCUCAGGGGCAUCAACCGCGUCACCAUCGAAGAGAUUGAAGUCGACAGCAUGAUCAAGAAGAAAUUCAAGUUCGACGACCUCGACGUUGAGGAUCAUUUUGGCAACGUCGAUCCGUACGAAAGACCAAAGAAAGCAAAGGCUGGCAUCGCAUAUGCGGGCAGAGAUCUCAUCUCGGUGAUAUGCCAGCAUGUAGAACUCGCCGUGGAAUUGGGCAAGCAUCUCAACGGAAAAGACGUGUUGAAUCUGUGCCUCGCAAAUCGCCGCUUUUACGAUGCCAUCAACGGCUAUCUGCUCUCCAGCGUCCGCGCGUGGAUCGAAUACAAAGCCCCUGAAGCAGGCCGAGUCUUCCACUACCAGCUGUACGCAAGGCAUUUAGUUGACGAUCCUCAGAAGAGAACGUGGAUGGCCUUGAAUCAAGGCAUGACAACUUCCCCAAAGAAGGACAGCAAGGUCCGUAAGGUGCCUGGACUGAAGUAUCUACAGCUCGUCCUGGGUCGGGAUAAGUACUGCAGGGAGAUUCUCGCCAUCAUGGCUAGAUGCGGCCACAGGAUGCCAUCGACGAUGCAUCACUCGUUGCUGCGCCUUUGGCUUCUCAUGGACGUUGCCACUACGCAGCAGAGACAGGCGAUGCUGCAGAUGACGCACAUCUUCAAAGACACUGAUCUCUACAACAUGCAAAUGUUCUUCAUCAAGCUCGGCAUGGCCUUCAACGACCCUGUUUACGGCCCCUGCACGUUUGAUCUGGUUCAACUCAUGAUGGGCCAGAAAGGCCUGUUCAAGCUCUGGCAGCUACUCACCCGCAAGAAAUUCAACAAGCUGGCCGACAUCCUGGAUCUCAAGCUGCGCUACGACUUCAACUUUGUCAGCGAGGGCACUUACUGGAUGGAACAUGGGCUGAGCCAGAUCCAAGGUAUCCCUCUUCACGAAGUCGGUCAGCAGCACAAGGAAGGCUGGGGAGCAGGUCGAAUGCAUCUCCUCCGCCCAGACGAAGCCGUUCCUGUAGAGGCUGUGCGCAGAGGCCUUCAGUUGGACGACCAUCUGAGCCACAUGGUGAUCUGGGGAUACUUUGACUGGAAGACGGGCGAGAACAUUGUCCCCUCGCUGGAGGAGAUGUACAUUGAAGACGAAGAUGAAGUGCUCGCCAAUGUCGAUACGCUUGAGCACUGGAAGCCAAAGCACGUCCUCAAGAAGCGCUGGGAAGAACUCACGCCCCAGCAGCAAGAUGAAAUCCUGUCCGACGAAGAAGACGAACGACUACGCGCCCAAGCUUGGUGUAGCACCCUAGACGAAGACGACGACGCCGGCAGUCUGGACGACUCAGAUUCAGACUCUGACGAAUCGCUCGAUCUCGAUGAGGAAAUCAACCGCGGCUAUAUUGUGCCUCCACAGCCCAAAGACCAUGAAUCUACUGUUCCAGGUGUCCAUGAUAUGCAAGGCUGGGUCAAUUUUGUCAACCAGUCGAUACUGGGGGGUAUGGUGCCCGACCUCGGAGGAGAUGAGAGACUGAGGGCCGAGGCGUGGAACUCGCAUCCCGAGCCUGAGGCCGAGCCUCAGAUCGACAACGAGCAGCUGCUGGACGCCUUUUUGGCGGAGCUGCGAAGUAGGCACCGGCAGCAACAAUGGGCAGCGUCAUCUGUGCCUCAGGAGGAAGACGGAGAUGAUGACGAAGGAGAAGAGGAAGAUGAUGAAAUGGAGGAUGAAGAAGAGGAUGAAGGAAUUGUCCAGGAUAAUGACAACCCAAACAACGUCGGGAGCAUCUACCAGGGCGUCCAAUUCCAUUUCCAGCCACCCUCUGAUGCCCAAUUCCCCUACUACUACCCUUUCGACGACGCGCAGAUGGACCUCGAUCUGCAGUCCUUUAUGCCAACAUCUGCCGCUUCCAAUUUAGCGGAAGAUCCUGUCGGACUCUAUAGUGGAGAAGACGAACUCUUGCAGGAUGAAGAUGAGGGCCAGGAUUACGAUGACGUGCUUUGA
Trichoderma breve is the source of this 2235-nucleotide messenger RNA. RefSeq lists its product as uncharacterized. The record is from RefSeq and is a predicted model, not a curated record. Bases 1 to 2235 code for a protein of 744 amino acids. The transcript has a single exon. Lineage: Eukaryota; Fungi; Ascomycota; Sordariomycetes; Hypocreales; Hypocreaceae.